AUGGUGGCAGGCAAAAAUGGCUCUUACAAAGACAGGAAGAACGAAUAUGUUAUGUAUAAUUGGGAACUUGCCUUUCACAUAUCUCCUGAUGAAAACACACUGAAAAAAACCCAUCUUCAAUCCCGCACCGUGGGCGUGAGUGCAGCCUCCGUGCGCAGACAGUGUAACACCACCUUUGGCAAUGAAGUGACGUCCAUUCUGAGAUGGGCUGAAGAUGCAGGUAAAUCCACGGGCAUUGUUACCGCCACCCGGGUGCAGCAUGCCACGCCCAGUGCUGCCUAUGCACAUUCUGUCAACCGGGACUGGUACUCGGACUUUGAGAUGCCGAUGGAAGCACUGGAGCAGGGCUGCAAGGACAUCGCUCAACAGCUCAUCUACAACAUUCCUGGUAUCGAGGUCAUAAUGGGUGGCGGCAGAAAAUAUAUGUUCCCAAGAGACACCCCUGAUGUUGAACAUCCGGAUGAGUGGAAAGCUAAUGGCUCCCGGCUUGAUGGGAAGAACUUGGUGGAAGAAUGGAAACAUAUUAAAAGGGGCAAGAGAGCUCAUUAUGUCUGGAACAGGGAGCAGCUGAAAAAACUCGACCUGAACAAAGUGGACCACCUAAUGGGACUUUUUGAACAUGGUGACCUGCAGUAUGAGCUGGAAAGAAAUAAAACUUCUGACCCCUCGCUCGAAGAGAUGGUAACAGUAGCUAUUAGGAUUUUGAGCAGGAAUCCAAAAGGCUUCUUCUUACUAGUGGAAGGUGGCAGGAUAGACCAUGGGCAUCAUGAAGGGAAAGCCAGGUUGGCUCUAUACGAAGCAGUGGAAAUGGACAAAGCCAUUGGGAGGGCUGGCACAUUGACGAGAGACACUGACACUUUAACAGUCAUUACUGCUGACCAUUCUCACGUUUUUACCUUUGGCGGCUAUACAUUUAGAGGAAGCAAUAUAUUUGGCCUUGCUCCCUUUUUAAGUGAUGUGGACAACAGGUCAUUCACCUCGAUAUUAUACGGAAAUGGACCUGGCUAUGCAGUACAAAAUGGAGAGAGACCAAAUGUUUCAACUAACGAGAUCCGCGAGAACCAUUACGUGGCGCAGUCGGCCGUGCCCCUGAAUCAGGAGACUCAUGGCGGAGAGGACGUUGCCAUAUUUGCGAAGGGCCCAAUGGCCCACCUCCUCCACGGUGUACACGAACAGAACUACAUACCACAUGUGAUGGCGUAUGCAGCCUGCAUCGGACAGAACAAGGACCACUGUGCUAAUCUCAACACGGUGCCUUGUGACAAUAGUGCAUGGGUUGCUCAGGGCACCAAUGCCAUUUUGUUCGCUCUGCUGGCACUAUUGACCUGCGUCUAG
Hypanus sabinus (Atlantic stingray) is the source of this 1335-nucleotide messenger RNA. RefSeq names its product alkaline phosphatase, tissue-nonspecific isozyme-like. Gene Ontology annotation, cellular component: plasma membrane. Bases 1 to 1335 code for a protein of 444 amino acids. The transcript has 2 exons. Gene Ontology annotation, molecular function: alkaline phosphatase activity. Gene Ontology annotation, biological process: dephosphorylation. The record is from RefSeq and is a predicted model, not a curated record. Lineage: Eukaryota; Metazoa; Chordata; Chondrichthyes; Myliobatiformes; Dasyatidae.